This is a messenger RNA of Anopheles maculipalpis, 891 nucleotides long. Its product is annotated as N-acetylneuraminate lyase B-like. The record is from RefSeq and is a predicted model, not a curated record. Gene Ontology annotation, molecular function: 4-hydroxy-tetrahydrodipicolinate synthase activity; N-acetylneuraminate lyase activity. The coding region runs from base 29 to 877 and encodes 282 amino acids. Gene Ontology annotation, biological process: N-acetylneuraminate catabolic process. Lineage: Eukaryota; Metazoa; Arthropoda; Insecta; Diptera; Culicidae. The transcript is spliced from 3 exons.
UGCUCUUUCGAAUCUGCAAAACAUAAAGAUGAAAUCGUUUAAAUUUACUGGGCUAAUGGCACCGGUUUUUACCCCGUACACGAACGGGAAUGAAACAUUAAACAUACAAGCUAUUGAGCCGUAUGUGGAACUGCUGAAGGCGAAUCAUGUGAAAGGUGUGCUCGUAAAUGGGACCAGUGGCGAAGGAAUGCUUUUGACCGUCGCAGAACGUAUGCUAGUGACGGAGGCUUGGCAAAUCGCUUGCAAAAAGCAUGGAAUCAAUGUUAUGGUUCAGAUUGGAGGUGCACCAUACCCGGAUGUUGUACAGCUAGCGCAGCAUGCCUCCCAGCUCGAUGUGGAUGCGGUACUGUGCCUUCCGGAGCUUUAUUUUAAACCUAAAACAGUCGAAAAGCUUGUCUCCUAUCUGCAGAGUGUGGCGAAACAUUGCCCCACAAUACCUUUCUUCUACUAUCACAUUCCGAUGUUUACGGACGUUAAUGUUCACAUGCCUACGUUUCUGGACAGUGCAGAGAAGAAGAUCUGCAAUUUUCGAGGGAUCAAAUAUACGAGCGGAGAUCUUGAGCAGGGCAGCGCAUGUCUGAAAGAAGGACGUACCAUAUUUCUCGGUGCAGAUAGUAUACUGUGCGGUGCAGUAGCGGCCGGUUUCGACAGUUUUAUUAUGACGACGCUUAACAUCUGCCCAGAGAUUGCGUUCGAAAUUAUAUCCGACGUGAAUCGGGGAGCGGUACAUGAAGCUAGAGAGAAACAGCGGAAGUUAAAUGAACUUAUUGCCACAAUACUACAGCACGGCGACUGGGUAUCGGCCAUGAAGAAAGCAUUCCGAGAGGGGUUUCCUUCAAUCGAGGUUGGUCAUACGCGGCCGCCAUUAAACGUUUGAAAGUGUGAUUUAUU